AUGAAAAUGCAGUUGAAGAAAUGGUGGAGGGUGCUAGCCUACAAAUGGCACCCAAGGCGCCAUGAGAACUAUAGUUUGGAAUUGUCGGGGUUUGGGGAGACCCCUGACAAUUCACACCUUAAAAGGGAUUUUGGGGCACCCUUUCACGUGGACAAAUCGAAGACAAGGAGAGGAUUGGUGAAGGAGAGGCUUGACUGCUAUUUAGUUGGGAUGGAAUGGAAGUUGAAGUUUCCAAAUUCAGUGGUGCACAGGCUCACAGAGUCAGGCUCGGAUCAUGCUCCACUUUUGAUGGAAACCGAACCUCAAUCCUGGCAUAGUAAAAGGCGGUUUAAAUACCAGGAACGUUGGUGUGGAGAAGAGGAUGUUAAGAGAAUUGUCAGUGAAGUGUGGAAAAUGAAAGUUGUAGGCUCAGCUAUGUUCUACUUGGCCCAAAAGUUGAAAGUUUGUAGACAUAGACUAGUUCAAUGGCAGAAAACUCACAAAGCAAACUCUCGAAAAGAAAUUGAGGACCUUCAAGCUAAACUAGAGGAGUUGCGGGUGGCUGGAAUCAAUGGGGGAGAGGAGGUUACCAGUUUGGAGAAGAAGUUGGAGCUGGCAUAUUUGAAAGAAGAGAGCUAUUGGCAAGAAAAAUCUAGAGUCAAGUGGCUAAAAGAAGGAGAUCAGAACACUAGAUUCUUUCACCAGAAAUUUCAACCAAGGGUGCAAAGGAACAGAAUUUGGAGAUUAGUAGGGAGGGACAAUGAGAUUGCAUCGAAACCGGAGGAUAUUGCAAAGAUAGCUGAAGACUACUUUUGCGAUAUUUUUACUUCUUCUUGUUCGACUGAUCCGAAUCUAUACUUAGAGGAUUUGGAGCCAAAGGUUACAGUUUCCAUGAACCGUAGGCUCCAAAGGCCAGUAACUAUGGACGAGGUCAAAAGAGCUACAUUUAGUGUUCACGCUCAGAGUGCUCCUGGUGAUGACGGGUUUACAGCUAAGUUUUUUCACUUUUUCUGGGAUAUAGUUGGAGGUGACGUUUUUAAGGCAGUAAGAAGUUUCUUUCACAGUGGCAGAAUUCUAAAAAGCUUCAAUCAUACUCAAAUUUGUUUGAUUCCAAAGGUGCCAGAUGCCAAUGACAUGACUCAGAUUAACUGGAUUAAGGAAUUGGUAACGACUGUUUCUUACUCUGUCGUUGUGGAAGGUCAACCUUUUGGCUAUUUUAGGCCAAAUAGGGGCAUCCGACAGGGUGACCCCCUAUCUCCAUAUCUCUUUCUUUUUUGUGUAGAAGGGCUUUCCUUCUUGCUACAUAAGGCAGAGCAAAACAGAUUAAUUCAAGGAGUUCAAGUUAAUCGGAGAUGCCAAACAGUUAAUCACCUUUUGUUUGCUGAUGAUUCAUUCCUUUUUUGCAAAAGCGCACCUAAUACAAGCCAAAGUAUUCUAGAAUUGCUAGAGAUCUAUGAGGGUUUCAGUGGGCAAAAAUUCAAUCUGAAGAAGUCAGCUAUCUUUUUCAGUCACAACACACCGCAGAACACAAGACUAGCAAUUGCUCAGACACUAAAUAUUGAACAUAUCGGAGCACAAGACAAAUACCUGGGACUGCCCUCUAUAGUUCAAAAAUCAAAGAAAGCAACCUUUGAUGCUAUCAAGGAUAAAGUUCAGAAGAGGAUUAUGGGUUGGAAAAGAAGUCUAUUGUCAUCAGGUGGUAGGCACACGCUAUUGAGAGCGGUGGGGGAGGCGAUUCCUAUUUAUACACUCUCUUGUUUCAAGCUCCCGGACACACUGUUGACUGAGAUUCAUAGCAUGCUCUCGCAAUUUUGGUGGGGUCAAAAAGGCGCAGAACGAAGAAUGGUUUGGAUUAAAUGGGACACAAUGACGAGACCGAAGAAAGAUGGCGGACUGGGGAUCAAGGACCUAAGGGCGCAAAAUUUGGCUUUAUUGAGAAAACAAUGUUGGCGUCUAAUGAAAUACCCUAAUUCUACUCUAUCAAGAAUGCUCAAAGCUAAAUAUUUCAGAUAUACAGAUUUCCUACAUGCAGAGAUAGGAAGCGUACCGUCGUGA
Messenger RNA from Arachis duranensis, 2034 nucleotides. RefSeq lists its product as uncharacterized. The coding region runs from base 1 to 2034 and encodes 677 amino acids. The transcript is spliced from 3 exons. Lineage: Eukaryota; Viridiplantae; Streptophyta; Magnoliopsida; Fabales; Fabaceae. The record is from RefSeq and is a predicted model, not a curated record.